This is a messenger RNA of Magallana angulata, 1726 nucleotides long. Its product is annotated as suppressor of tumorigenicity 14 protein homolog. The transcript is spliced from 5 exons. The coding region runs from base 108 to 1118 and encodes 336 amino acids. The record is from RefSeq and is a predicted model, not a curated record. Lineage: Eukaryota; Metazoa; Mollusca; Bivalvia; Ostreida; Ostreidae. Gene Ontology annotation, molecular function: protein binding.
UCUUUCGCUCACAUUACGCUUGCUUAUGGUGUCCUAAAGUCCUGUCUUGCUGAGGAGACCGUGACAGUGUCUAUCAGAAAGGAAAUUUAGGCCCCCAGCAAAUCACCAUGAAGAACCACGGGGAGUCGUGUGUCAGAAUCGUUGCUUUUUUCCUCACAUUUUCUUCCUCUUUUGGCUUUUACUUGAUCGCCGACUAUUACAUGGAUCCCGAUUUAGGAAAUGCAUUUGGGGGAGUUUGCAAUAAACGGGUGGAAGACGCUUGCGCAUACCUGAGCAGCCACUUGGAUUUGUUCGGGUUUUCGGACUACAGCAGCAACGUGGAUUGCACGAUGGUGUUCGAUGCUGGCAAAAUGGCUGGCGCCAAAUUCAAAUUUGAAUGGCAAUACUUCAAUGUAGAACCAUCAACCGAUUGUACAAAAGAUUACCUGGCCAUUUACGAUGCUGACAUGAACGCCAUAAACUCCACAAAUCUUGUCGGCAAAUUUUGUGGGCUUCAUGGCGUCAGCUUCAAUGGGACACCCACAGAUCGCUACAUGACCAUGGUGUUCCAUACUGAUGGCUCGGGCACCAAGAGUGGUUUUAAACUCAGAGCAACCCGUUACGAACCCUCGCCCUGUCAGUCUGAGGAAUUCUACUGUAAUGACACGCUGGCCACGGACAUCUGUAUCGACGACCGCUUGGUCUGUGACGGAACCAGGCACUGCAGCGACAACUCGGACGAACUCAACUGCUCCUUUCUUGACGAGUUGCUGGGGACCUUCUUUGCUCUGGGGCUGGGAGGAAUGGUGAUGUCCGGCGUAUUCUGUAUCGCGGGUUGCGCCGGUAUAUGGACCGUCGUCGGCGCCUUGACCUGCUGCAAGAAAUGUUGCGUCAAAUGCUGCUGUUGCUGGCCGUGUUGCAAAAAAUGCAAAGGUGGCGCUGGAAACUCGAAGGUUGAGCCUGGCAUGGAGAUGGGAGACCGUGAUGACGAAGACUUCUCUCCCCCACCCACGUACCGAGAGACCACCAAACUAGAGGAAGACGUUGAAUGGGAUGAUGUAGAGGAUGAGGUUCAGAAAGACGAUGCCGCAGGGAUUGGGAGCGAUGACCCGCGUAAUAACCUCGCCGAUGUAGAGUAGUGGUGGAUCAACGUUCUAUUACAUUUACAAAGACAUUGUUGUUAAUCAACUUUUGCAACGUUUCCUUUUAUCAUGCAGUUUCUAUAAUUGAGCACAAAUGUUAUAGGUUUAACAUCCAUCAUCAGUAUUCACACUUCUAAAAAAUACCAUUUUUUUUACAAUAGCGUUGAUCGCUUUUUGUGAUAUCUAUCAUUGUUGCGCAAAAUACUGAAGAUAAAGACCUAAUAUGUAUAAAGAAUCAUAUUGAAACAGAAGAUGUAUAAAGCGCUGCAGGAUAAAAUUGACAGUGUGCAGAGAAACGUUGGAUAUGCACACUUCUACGCCACAUAUUCCAGCGAGUGACAUUCUAAAUGAACUCGCUGUUUUCAUUGUUACAAUAUAUGGCUUUUGUUGGAGACUUCCAUCUUUGUUUGGUUAUUCAUCUGAUGAACUUGCUGUUCUGCAUCACGUCCAUUUUUGUCGGUAAUGGUGUCUCUAUCUUUGUUAUAUUCUCUAUGAAUUCAAAUAUUUAUUGAUAGUUGUCAAUCAUACUAGGUGCCAAAAAUGUAUUAAUUUAUUUCUUGUCAUUGAUUAAACUGAAGAAAAUAAAAAAUUGUCAUUUUCUUUUC